CCUGCCAGAAAAAAGAAAAAAAGAGAGAGAGAGUGUGUGAGAGAGCCCCUGCCAUGACCGCCACUUCAAAUCGGGAUCGGGACGGAGCACCGGGACUUGGAAGGAGAGCGGAAUCCGUGUGCAGAAAGGGAGAUGAUGGCAUUGGGAUUUUAGUAGCUCUGAUGAAAGCUCAGGCGCGCUGUUGUCGGAGCCGGCUGCUGCUCUUCUACAUGGGGCUGCUGAUGCUGGUCGCCACAGUUGAGGCUCAGAACUGCAGUUAUACUCUACACAGUCCCAAUGGGACGAUAGAGAGUCCUGGAUACCCUUACGGUUAUCCAAACUAUGCCAACUGUACGUGGGUCAUUGUGGGAGCGGAUCAUAACCGGAUACAGCUGGUGUUUCAAGGCUUCGCCCUGGAGGAGGAUUUUGACAUCCUGUCUGUUUAUGAUGGGCCGCCAAGCCCAGGGAACCUGCGAACAAGGUUAACUGGGUUCCAGCUGCCUUCACCUAUUGUGAGUACAGGCUCCAGACUCACCUUGUGGCUGCUAUCUGAUUAUGCUGUCAGCGGGCAGGGAUUUAAAGCAGUUUAUGAAGCUCUGCCCAGUUACACUUGUGGUAAUCCUGGCCAGCUGCUGAAUGGCUAUCAACAGGGGUCCACUUUCAAUAUUGGGGAUAAAAUCCGCUACAGCUGUAGCCCUGGCUAUGUGCUGGAGGGUCACACCACUCUCUCCUGCCUCGCCACUUCAACUGGGACGGCUGCCUGGGAUUUCCCCCUUCCUUACUGCAGAGCUGAUGAUGGAUGUGGAGGGACACUGCGGGGCCAGAGCGGGGUGAUCACCACCCCCAAUUACCCAGCCGAGUACAACAACAAUGCUGACUGCACCUGGACUGUGCUGGCUGAGCCCGGAGACACCAUCGCCUUGGUUUUCUCUGACUUUCAGUUGGAGGACGACUAUGACCUGCUGGAGGUCAGCGGUACAGACGGACCUUCACAGUGGUAAGUGUUCUGCCAGCAGUGUUUUAAUCACGGAAGGAGCUGAAUAGUGUAAAAAAAAAAAAA
Messenger RNA from Poecilia latipinna (sailfin molly), 1039 nucleotides. RefSeq names its product CUB and Sushi multiple domains 1a (gene csmd1a). The record is from RefSeq and is a predicted model, not a curated record. The coding region runs from base 54 to 980 and encodes 308 amino acids. NCBI's taxonomy places the organism in Eukaryota, Metazoa, Chordata, Actinopteri, Cyprinodontiformes, Poeciliidae. The transcript has 5 exons.